Meriones unguiculatus (Mongolian gerbil) is the source of this 1912-nucleotide messenger RNA. It is a transcript of the gene Tgds, whose product is annotated as TDP-glucose 4,6-dehydratase. The coding region runs from base 413 to 1348 and encodes 311 amino acids. Gene Ontology annotation, molecular function: dTDP-glucose 4,6-dehydratase activity. The transcript is spliced from 12 exons. NCBI's taxonomy places the organism in Eukaryota, Metazoa, Chordata, Mammalia, Rodentia, Muridae. The record is from RefSeq and is a predicted model, not a curated record. Gene Ontology annotation, biological process: nucleotide-sugar metabolic process.
GCUGCUGUCCAGAAGUGGCUCCCACAGACGCUAACCUUUUCCGCGGCUCUCCUUGACUCUGGGCCCCCGGCUUUGACGAUCGGGUGCGGGGGCUCCGAAAGCUCGGCUGGGACAUCCUCCCAGUGCCCCUCGCUUUCUGGUCGGCAAAGACGAGAUUGCUCCGAAAUUGCGACUGCUUUACCACCUGCCUCCCAGGAGGGGGAAGCAGGAGUGCUGCGGAAGUGUCCCUCCGGCCUGCCUGGGGGCGUUUGCCAUCUCUCACUGGUUGAGGAGCACUCGUCAGUUUCUUCCCGUUUUCUUCCUGACCUCUCUGCCAAACUAACCACCAGCACGUACAGGCCUUUCAAAAGGUCGCCUCGACACGAUUGCAUCCCAUGUGAUUGUGUCCUUAGUGGAAGAUUAUCCUAACUAUAUGAUCAUAAAUUUAGACAAGCUGGAUUACUGUGCAAGCUUGAAGAAUCUUGAACCUAUUUCUAACAAGCAAAACUACAAAUUUAUACAGGGCGACAUCUGCAAUUCCCGCUUUGUGAAGCUGCUGUUUGACAUGGAGAAGAUAGACAUAGUGCUACAUUUCGCUGCACAGACACAUGUAGAUCUUUCAUUUGUCCGUGCCUUUGAGUUCACAUACGUCAAUGUUUAUGGCACUCAUGUUUUGGUAAAUACUGCUUAUGAAGCCAGAGUGGAGAAAUUUAUUUACGUCAGCACAGAUGAAGUGUAUGGAGGCAGUCUUGAUCAGGAGUUCGACGAAUCUUCCCCCAAACAACCUACAAACCCUUACGCUUCAUCUAAAGCGGCCGCUGAGUGCUUUGUGCAGUCUUACUGGGAACGAUACAAGUUCCCAGUGGUCAUCACCAGAAGCAGUAACGUCUAUGGACCACAUCAGUAUCCAGAAAAGGUUAUUCCAAAAUUUAUAUCUUUGCUCCAACACGACAGGAAAUGCUGUAUUCAUGGAUCAGGGCUUCAGAGAAGAAACUUCCUUUAUGCUGCGGAUGUAGCAGAAGCGUUUCUCACUGUCCUCAGGAAGGGAGAACCAGGCGAAAUUUAUAACAUCGGGACCAGCUUUGAAAUGUCAGUUGUCCAGCUUGCGAAAGAACUAAUCCAGCUGAUCAAAGAGACCAGUUCAGAGUCGGAAACAGACCGGUGGGUGCACUACGUUAACGACAGACCUCACAAUGACAUGAGAUAUCCAAUGAAGUCUGAGAAGAUUCACAGUUUAGGAUGGAAGCCCAAAGUGCCUUGGGAAGAAGGAAUAAAGAAAACAGUUGCGUGGUACCGGGAGAAUUUCCACAACUGGAAGAACGCAGAAAAGGCUUUAGAGCCAUUCCCAGUUCAGCCUCCAUUUCUGUAACUGCAGAGAAGAGGACGCUGGCCUACCUCAGCCAGUGACAGGACCAAGCGCCCAGACGUGACCUCUCGCCUGCAGGACAAGGCUGCCCUCAGUGCUGGGCUCCUGCAAAGUUGGCAGGGGUUUCACGCUGGUGCAGGACUGGGGAGAUUCCCUUGGCCGGCUGUCCGGAAGUCAGCCCUCCCGGAAGUGAGUCAGGACAGAGCUGGGGCCCUGAGAGCAAGGGCAGGCGGCCCUGAGUCAGUGGCUGAGUGGACAGCUUUAGGCCUCCCGGCUCCCAUCCUCCCCAGCACACGCAGUCUUUGACUUUAGGUCCUGCCUGUAUUUUUUAAGGUCUGAUAAUGUGAAGAUGGAGCAAAAUGAAAGACUCUAGCACUUUUAAACUUGAUAUUUUAUAAAAUUAAGUUAAAUGGUUUUUAAAGGUACAAUGUAACUCCUCACAUUUUUGAAAUCAGUUGUUGAUUAUAUAUAACCUGUAUCAGAGAACUCAUCAUUUAUUUACUGUUUACAAUUACUUUAUAAAAGUAUAUAUUUUAAUAUAUUAAAUGCAGAUUGUGGUUUCUUUUA